UGAACCGACAAACAGUCAAUCUGUUUAUCUUUAUGUGACGAUUUAAAAAAAAUUAAUCUAAGCACAGAAAGUACAGUUGGCUCCUAAUUAGACUUAUUUGGGUCUAUAUUUGUAUAUGGAAGAAGGGAAAUUGCGGUCGUGUCUCCAUAGUAAAGGAGGAUGACGUGGAUCGACGCGAUCUCCAACGCGGGGAGUGAAACGGUGCAUAAGUAAGAGCUGGAAGAAUAAAACUCGCGAUACUGUAAUGAGAGAUGAAGACAAACGAUAUCUCGCCUCAAAUCCGUCCGACUACGAAGACCUGAGAGAGAGAGAGAGGAAGGAAAGAUCCAGACGCUGUGGGUAACAAAGUGACGCGUUGAAAAGUUUAAAGAGCAAGACUGGGAGAGAAAAAAGAAAGAGAGAGAGAGAGCUGGAGAAUUUCAUCUCAUUCUGGACGCAGCCUACAUUGGACAGCAUCCGUCCGCUGCCGCAGAAUGAUUACGAGCAGCAAAACGACUCUUGCUUUCCUCAUCUAUGGGCUCCUAGUUCAAUGCAAUGUGUGUUCGCCUCUGAGUUACCCGAAAAUCAGAAUGGAGACUGCAGGAUUUGAUGAGGAGGGAAACUCAUUAACGGAUGUAACAUUUGACAGUGACCAGAUCACUAUACGAAGCUCUCCUACAGUCACUGAAGACGCAUACACGUUAUUUAGUCCUCCAUCAAAAAGACUGGAAAGGCACGCUGACGGGAUGUUUAAUAAAGCCUACAGGAAAGCGCUCGGCCAGUUAUCCGCGAGGAAGUACCUGCAUACACUGAUGGCAAAACGUGUUGGAGGAGGGAGCACAACAGAAGACGACAAUGAACCACUCUCAAAACGUCACUCGGACGGGGUUUUCACGGACAGCUACAGUCGCUACCGGAAGCAAAUGGCCGUGAAGAAGUAUCUGGCCACGGUCCUUGGCAAAAGCCCUGAAGACUUAGAUUUGCACCAAUUUCUACAAGACGUAGACUUUGGUGUGCUCCCGGAUGAGGAUGAGAUUGAGGCUUUUUUGUUGGAUUGGCUGAGACAGUUUUCUUCUGAAUUCCCGGCUUUGUGACACAGGAGGCAGCUAGCGGCUUGGGUGCCUUUGCUUCAUCUUUAAAAUGGCCACCAAUUUCAGAUGGCACAUUAGUGGCCCUCCAAAUGCUGCAAUCACCUGCUCACACGUCUCCCAAAUAUUUCUCACAUAACAUAAUUGGUUAACAUGCCACCCGGCUCUGCCUUUCCGGUUAACUUCUCUAUGCAUAGUGUGUUGUAUCUGUACAGCGUUCAUUAAACAUGACCAAUCUUGAAAUUCAUUUUGUGUGCAGAAACUGUGCCCGAAGCCUUACUUAAACGUUGAGAUCGAGCUCUGUGUCUUGUGUUGAUCAUUAGUGCUAUAACACAUGGGAGCCACACAGGGUCUCCAUUAUAUAUAUAUAUAUAUGUAAGGAAAAAAAAAACGAGAUAAAAAACAAACAAAAAAAACAACAACUGUGCUGUAAGAUUUGUAUGAAUAAAUUUUUGUAAACAACA
Molecule: messenger RNA, 1531 nt
Organism: Danio rerio (zebrafish)
Lineage: Eukaryota; Metazoa; Chordata; Actinopteri; Cypriniformes; Danionidae
Gene: adcyap1a
Product: adenylate cyclase activating polypeptide 1a
Biological process (GO): signal transduction
Cellular component (GO): extracellular region
Molecular function (GO): neuropeptide hormone activity; hormone activity
Source: RefSeq, marked validated